Molecule: messenger RNA, 3018 nt
Organism: Phodopus roborovskii (desert hamster)
Lineage: Eukaryota; Metazoa; Chordata; Mammalia; Rodentia; Cricetidae
Exons: 16
Coding region: 44-3001 (985 amino acids)
Biological process (GO): proteolysis; blood coagulation
Cellular component (GO): extracellular region
Molecular function (GO): calcium ion binding; serine-type endopeptidase activity
Source: RefSeq, a predicted model, not a curated record
AGCAGCUUCUGGGCAAGCCCCAGCAAGAAGCCACAGUGGCAUCAUGGUUCCUCAGUCUCUCGGGCUGGUGCUUUUCUGCUUUCUGCUCCAGCUUCAGGGACCCCUAGGAGCUGUAGUUUUCCUAACCCAGGAGGAAGCACACAGUGUCCUACACCGGCAAAGGCGUGCCUACUCAUUCCUGGAGGAGCUGAGGCAGGGCUCCCUGGAGAGAGAGUGCCUUGAGGAGCAGUGUUCUUUUGAGGAGGCCCGAGAAAUCUUUAAGAACACUGAGAGGACAAAGCAGUUCUGGGUUGUCUACACUGACGGGGACCAGUGCGCCUCGAACCCGUGCCAGAAUGGGGGCACCUGCCAGGACCACCUCCAGACAUACAUCUGCUUCUGCCUCCUAGACUUUGAGGGCCGGAACUGUGAGAAGAACAAAAAUGACCAGCUGGUCUGUGCAAAUGAAAAUGGUGGCUGUGACCAGUACUGCACUGACCAUCCAGGGACCAAACGCACCUGCCACUGUCACGAGGACUACGUGCUGCAGCCAGACGGGGUGUCCUGCAAACCGAAAGUUCAGUAUCCAUGUGGGAAAAUACCUGUUCUGGAGAAAAGAAACUCCAGCACCCCCCAAGGCCGGAUUGUGGGUGGCAAAGUGUGCCCCAAAGGGGAGUGCCCAUGGCAGGCUGUGCUGAAAAGCAGUGGGUUAUUGCUAUGCGGGGCCAUCCUGAUGGACACCACGUGGAUAGUGUCCGCAGCCCACUGUUUUGAUGGUAUCCGGAGCUGGAGGAACAUAACGGUGGUGAUGGGUGAGCAUGACUUCAGCGAGAAGGACGGCCCUGAGCAGGUACGACGGGUGGUACAGGUCAUUAUCCCUGACAAGUACAUCCCAGGCAAGAUCGACCAUGACAUUGCCCUGCUUCGUCUCCACCGGCCAGUGACCUUCACCGACCAUGUGGUACCCCUGUGUCUGCCUGAAAGGGCCUUCUCUGAGAACACCCUGUCCAGAAUCCGCUUCUCAAGGGUCAGUGGCUGGGGCCAGCUUCUGGACCGUGGCGCCACGGCCCUAGAGCUCAUGGCCGUCGAAGUGCCCCGGAUGAUGACCCAGGACUGCCUGGAACAUGCCAAGCACAGUGCUAAGACCCCCAAAAUCACAGAUAACAUGUUCUGCGCUGGCUAUGUGGACGGCACUAAGGAUGCCUGCAAAGGCGACAGUGGUGGCCCACACGCCACACACUACCGUGGCACAUGGUACCUGACAGGUGUGGUCAGCUGGGGGGAGGGCUGUGCAGCUGUUGGCCACAUUGGGGUGUACACCAGGGUCUCCAGGUACACAGAUUGGCUGAUCAGGCUCAUGGACUCCAAGCUCCAGGUUGGGGUUCACCGAGUGGAACUAUUCCCAGCCCAGAAAAGGGUGGGGUUGGUGACCACAGUUCCCAGUCUUCUGACCUCAUUGCUGGCCCAGGCUCCAAUCAGGAGGCUAGAUAAGCAGAGGGACCAUGGCCACCUGGGGCCCAGGGUAAGUGACCCUUGUCCCAUGCCUGUCACAGCAGCUGCUGUCCUUGACCACACCAUGGGGAUCCUGCUGCAACUCGGCCUGCUCUAUGUUGUGCUGGCCAGCCUCCUGUUACCUGGAAGAACUGUAUUUAUUAACCGGGAACAUGCCAACAAUGUCCUGACGAGGGUUCGGAGAGCAAACUCAAUUUUUGAAGAGUUGAAGAAAGGAAAUCUGGAAAGAGAGUGUAUGGAAGAAAAUUGUUCUUUUGAAGAGGUCCGUGAAGUCUUUGAGGACAAUAAGAAGGCGAAUGAAUUCUGGAACAAAUACAUAGAUGGUGACCAGUGUGAAAACACUCCUUGCCAGAAUCAAGGCCUGUGUCGUGAUGGCCUUGGGGAGUACACAUGCACCUGCUUGGAAGGAUUCGAAGGCAAAAACUGUGAAUUCUUUGUUCGGAAACUCUGCAGCCUAGACAAUGGAGACUGUGACCAGUUCUGCAGUGAAGAGCAGAACACAGUGGUGUGUUCCUGUGCCAGUGGUUACUUCCUGGGUGACGAUGGCAAAUCCUGCAUCUCCACAGUACCCUUCCCCUGUGGGAAAACCACCAUAGGACGGAGGAAGAGGUCUCUGGGCCAGAACACCAAUCACAGUGAGCCUGUCCCUGAAGACUUCAUACUGGACUUAGAUGUGCUGUCCCCUACGGAGAAUCCUUCUGAUCUGCUCAACCUCAACCAGACACAACCAGAAAAGGACAGCUCAGACCUUGUUAGGAUUGUGGGCGGCCGAGCAUGCAAAGAUGGAGAGUGUCCCUGGCAGGCUCUGCUUAUCAAUGACAACAAUGAGGGGUUCUGUGGGGGCACCAUCCUGAAUGAGUUCUACAUCCUCACGGCGGCCCACUGUCUGUACCAAGCCAAACGAUUCAAGGUGAGGGUAGGGGAUCGGAACACAGAGCAAGAGGAAGGCAAUGAGAUGUCACACGAGGUGGAUGUGGUCAUAAAGCACAACAAGUUUGUGAGGGAGACCUAUGACUUUGACAUCGCCGUGCUCAAGCUGAAGACUCCCAUCACAUUCCGCAUGAACGUGGCUCCUGCCUGCCUGCCUCAGAAGGACUGGGCCGAGGCCACACUGAUGACGCAGAAGUCAGGCAUCGUGAGUGGGUUUGGACGCACGCACGAGAAGGGCCGUCAGUCAAACAUCUUGAAGAUGCUGGAGGUACCCUAUGUGGAUCGCAACACCUGCAAGCUCUCCAGCAGCUUCACCAUCACACAGAAUAUGUUCUGUGCUGGCUACGAUGCCAAACUGGAGGAUGCAUGCCAGGGGGACAGUGGUGGCCCCCAUGUCACCCGGUUCAAAGACACCCACUUUGUGACUGGCAUUGUCAGCUGGGGAGAAGGGUGUGCCAGGAAGGGGAAGUAUGGGAUCUAUACAAAGGUCACGGCCUUCCUCAAGUGGAUUGACAAAUCCAUGAAAGCCAGGGUGGUGCCCACAUCUGAGGUCCCAAAGUCAACAAGUCCUCCCCAUUAAAGCAGUUCUUCUCGAGA